AUGAGACUUCUUGCGGCCCUAUCCUUGCCCGCCUUCAUGGCAAGCUUGACUGCAGCGCAGUCUACGUCUGUUGAGCACACAUUGCUUUUCCCAUUGGCAAACUUUCAUGGUAGUGAUGGCACUGCUGUCAUUAAUAUCGGUGGCUGCAUCACUCUGCCUGGAGAUGCCCCUAUUGGAUCUGUCCGCGUCGCAUCGGAUGAGACCUGUACUCUGUACCCGUAUGACUGCGCACCUGUCCGGUUCCAAUUUAUCAAUCAACUCACAAAAGUUAGGAAUAACUACUGUCAGGGCGACACCAGCCAGGCAAUUUCUGCAAACGUUGCUCAAUUUCCAGACUCUCAGACAUGGAUUGGUAUCACCUGUAGCUUUGGCAGUCCUGAUAGUUCUGAUGGAUUUGGUCCCUGA
Messenger RNA from Aspergillus niger, 405 nucleotides. RefSeq lists its product as hypothetical. The record is from RefSeq and is a predicted model, not a curated record. The coding region runs from base 1 to 405 and encodes 134 amino acids. The transcript is spliced from 3 exons. NCBI's taxonomy places the organism in Eukaryota, Fungi, Ascomycota, Eurotiomycetes, Eurotiales, Aspergillaceae.